Messenger RNA from Spirometra erinaceieuropaei, 1939 nucleotides. Lineage: Eukaryota; Metazoa; Platyhelminthes; Cestoda; Diphyllobothriidea; Diphyllobothriidae. The record is from the annotation of a GenBank genome assembly.
AUGCGCUCUCUCCUUGGAGACAUGCAGAUUAACGAGAAACUCGUCAAUGAAAUGUUUCUAGAGCAUCUGCCGGCAGAUGUUCAAACGACCUUGGCAUCUGGUUCUCAAAAUCUCACGGUUCCACAGCUGGCUGAAAUGACAGAUCGAAUUAUAGAGGUACAACGGUUCCAGCAGCCCUCCGUUACCCAGAUCUCCACAUCUGCAUCGACAGUGAAGGAGCAGUUAGUGAAGCAGAUGUCGGCCAUGGCGGAUGAGAUGGUCCCUCCUUAAACUACAGCUUGCACGCCUUUCUUCCAUUCGUUAACCCAGCAGUCGUCGUUGUCGCUCGCGACCUCGGACUGCCGAUAUUUGUUGGUAUCAUACCGAUUUCGGUGUAAGGGCCCGUCACUGCCCCUCGCCCUGCUCAUAUAAGUCGAAACAGAGAAACCAGACAGCCAGAGAAUAGACACAACCGUGUUCUCUGGCUCUUCGCCUCCGGCCGCACCUUCUAAGCCUGCGACAGUGUGACUCGCAGACGUUUCCUUGUGGACACUGGAGUCCAAAUCAGCGUCCUACCCCCAACUCCAGCCGAUCGUCGUUUCCCCAGCCCUGGUCUUCACCUCUAAGUUGCCAACUGUUCCCCCAUUCCCACUAUUGGCAGUCUGUCCCUCACCCUGAGCAUUGGCCUUCGUCGGUCGUUCUCCUGGAUUUUCGUGAUUGCCGAUGUUCCUCAUGCAAUCCUCGGCUCGAACAUUCUCUUUGUUGACUGCCAACGAUCCCGAUUUCUCGGCAGUACAACUGGUCUCUCUGUGUAUGGUUUAACUCUCCUCACUACCUCCUGAAAUUUAUCUGUCUUGGAUACAGUUAUUGCUAGCCUCUUUCAGGAACUACUCCUUAAACACCCCAACAUAAUCAAGCCCCAGUUUCGCAGUAGCGAGGGUCAACAUGACGUUGGGCAGCAUAUCCGCACCUCAGGUCCUCCUGUGUUCGCUCGGCCUAGAGGAUUAGCCCCGGCCAGUUCUCAGGCCUCGAAGGCGGAGUUUGAACACAUGCUGCUACUGGGAAUCAUUCGACCGUCCGAGAGCCCCUGGGCGUCCCCACUACACGUGGUACCCAAGGCGACAUCAGGUGACUGGAGACCCUGUGACGACUAUCGUGCCCUCGAAAACGUCAUCAUUCCUAAUCCGUAUUCCGUGCCCCAUCCUCAGGAUUUCGCUGGAGACCUUUUCGGCAAAACGGUUUUCUUGAAGAUUGACCUGUUGCGUGCCUUUUAGCAGAUUCCGGUCACCCCUGUGGGGAUAUCCCCAAAACUAUCGUCACUACAACUUUUGGCCUCUUCGGAUUCAUCCACAUGCCGUUCUGUCUUCGUUAUGCCGCCAAAACGUUCCAGAGGUUCAUUGACCAUGUCUUACGUGGCCUACCCUUUGUGUACGCCUGCAUCGACGACCUCUUGGUGACCAACCAGACUGCGGAAGAACACAAAGAGCACCUUGCCUUGGUGUUUGACCAUCAUGACAAAUUUUGGGUUAUCAACAACCCCUCCAGGUGCGGGCUGGGUGUGCCUUCGUUUGAAUACACCGGCCAUCCUAUAGGCUCUGAAAGUUUGCGUUCCCUGUCCUCCAGAGUUGAAGCAUCUCGUGAUUUUCCUCCACCAACCUCCAAGCGUCAUUUGCAGCGAUUCCUCGGCAUGGUCAUUUUUUACCGCCGGUUCCUACCGAAAUGUGCUCACCUCAUGUUGCCGCUCACCAGCAUGCUUUCCGGUCCCAAAGGCCUCCUCGAACUGACUGGUGAAACACUGGCUGCUUUUGGGAGAAUCAAGAGUUUCCUUGCCGACGCCACCUUGCUCACGCAUUCCGCUCCCGAAGCUCGGCUGUUCCUGAUGGUCGAUGCUUCGACCGUAGGCGUAGGUGCAGUCCUUCAACAACACCUUGCUGGCUCGACCAGAAUUAUAGAGGUAUGA